AUGCCCGCCGUACCCAUAAAGUGCAUAAAUUUUAAUUCUGAACAGAAUUGUUUUGCUGUCACCACCGAAACAGCACUUCGUGUUUUUAACUGUGAUCCGUUGGUGGAACUGCGAAAUUUAAGUAUCUCGCAAGUCGGAAGUGUUUCAAUAUGUGCACUGUUACAUCGAACAAAUUUGAUUGCUAUCGUUUCCGGUGGAUCGCAUCCGAAAUUCGCGGAAAACGUUGUGAUGAUUUGGGAUGAUUCACAAAAGAAGUUCGUACUGGAAUUUACAGUUAAUGGUCCUGUACUUAACGUUUGUCUUACUUAUACAAGAUUGGUUAUUGUGCAAGCACGACGUGUACACGUUUUUGAAUUCCCCAGUAAUUGUAAAUUGAUCAGAACUGAGGAGUCUGCCUAUAAUCCGACUGGUUUGGCUGCACUUUCGGCCGAUACAAGGAGUGAAUUCCUUGUGUUUCCGGGUUAUAAAAUCGGAAGUGUGCAAUUGAUCAAUAUACAGAGUUUAAAGGAGGCCAGUUCGCUGUCUCCAACAAUAAUUAAUGCACACCAAACUGAUGUCGUUAAAUUGGCACUGAAUAAUCAAGCCACACUGCUAGCCACUGGUUCACAAAAGGUGCCAUUAUCAGUCUUAUUGUUAUUAUCAUUAUGA
Messenger RNA from Anisakis simplex (herring worm), 648 nucleotides. The record is from the annotation of a GenBank genome assembly. NCBI's taxonomy places the organism in Eukaryota, Metazoa, Nematoda, Chromadorea, Rhabditida, Anisakidae.